GACCAAUGUGGGGAAGAGUCUCACCCAACAGAGGGAGGAAACUGACAAAGAGAUGGGCACAAGUGGUCAGAGGGACCCACAGGGACACAGCUGGACAGAUGUCAGCAGGGGGCAGGGGGUGGAGCGAGAAUGGCAGGUGAGACAGACACAGAGAGACCCCCCCGGAGCAGAGGGGCCAGGGAGGGGCAGAGAGCAACACAGACUCAGAGGCGGAGGGGCAUAUGGGGAGAUGGGCAGAGAGGCCACUGUGACGCGAGGAGCCCCGGGCACGGUCUGUGGCAGCCUGAGCAUGGUGGGUGGCAAGGCAGGGUUUCAGGGAGGGGCUGUGUGAGGGGUCCAGGGAGCUAGGAAAGAUGGGGUUCUUGGAGGGCCUGGGGCCCACCAGCCCCUGGAGCCGGAAACAGGAAGAAGAGUAGCAGGGACCCUGCGGGAACCACACCUGCAGCUGCCCACACGGCCACCCUCCCGCAGGCCCUGGGAAAGUGCAGUGGGCAGUGCCCCUCAGACGGCAGGAGGUGCCAAGCGCUCGUCUCCAUGGCCCUUCCCCAGGGCCCGGCAGAUGGCAGCCUCCCCACGGGGGACCCCACCCCCUCCGAGGUCACGCCAGGGCCUAGCCGGGCCCCUGCCAGCCCAGCAGCCACCAGGCGGCGGGCGCUCCUUCGGGAACUGGAGGCUCAGGUGCAGGCCGCCUAUGGGCAGGUAAAGGGGGCUGGGGUGUGGGAUCAUCCUCAGCUGAGGGAACCAUGAGGGAAUAGCGGGGACCCCACGCCUUAGCCGGGGCCCCACAGGACAAACCCAGGGCUGAGCCCAGGGAGGGGAGUUCAGACAUGCACUCUGAUGGAUGGGCCAGCAGCCACUCAGCUGCCCAGAGAGAGGCUGGCAUGCCCUGCAACCUCUGCCAUCACUGAGCCCUGUUUCCAGACCGCAGAGCCCAGGGUCAGCUGUCCUUGGGUCCUUGCCUAAGUAGCCAGGCUGGGGCAGGUCCAGGCAAGGGUGCCGAGGGCAGGCAGGCUGGGCGGAUGCUCUGAGGUGACAGCAGGGGUCCAGCUGGGAGGGGCAGGUGCUUCCUGGGUCUGCCAUUCCCUGGAGAGAUGACUCAGCCCACCCUGGCAAUCAAGGCACCUGGCUUCCUCCUCCCAGGUCUAGGCCCUGCUUCUGAAGACAUUAAAUCUCUCCAGAUUGGGCUGGUGGGAGAGAAUGCUGGAGAGGGCGUGUCUGCAAGACCCUCAGGAGUGAGCACAGGGAAGCUGUGCCUUCCAGGGGGGGGCCUUGCGCCCCAAGUGGCCACCCUCACCAGCAGAGAUGCUCAGAGAUAAUCCCAGAUUAGGACCCAAGCCCCUGUGCCCCGGGCUCUCCGCCUGCCCACCCGCCCGCGAUCUUCCCCACAAAACCCUCGGAAAAUCCCCUGCAGUGAUCUCAGACUCUCACUGGGAGCCGGUGGGAGCCCACAGCAUCCUCUGAGGCCCAGCCUUGGGCUGCCCCCGGGACUCCAGGCCUGGCAUGGUUCAAGGGCCCAUGGGAAACUGUGCCAAGCGGCCCCGGCACCGGGCGCCUAAGGACCGGGAGCUGCGGCCAGAGGAGAUUGAAGAGCUGCAGGCCGCCUUUCAGGAGUUUGACCGAGACCAGGACGGCUACAUCGGCUACCGGGAGCUUGGGGCCUGCAUGCGGACGCUGGGCUACAUGCCCACCGAGAUGGAGCUCAUCGAGAUCUCCCAGCAAAUCAGUGGAGGGAAGGUGGACUUUGAAGACUUUGUGGAGCUGAUGGGCCCCAAGCUGCUAGCGGAGACCGCGGACAUGAUCGGCGUCCGGGAGCUGCGGGACGCCUUCCGGGAGUUCGACACCAACGGGGACGGCUGCAUCAGCUUGGGUGAGCUCCGGGCGGCCCUGAAGGCCCUGCUGGGAGAGCGGCUCAGCCAGCGGGAGGUGGACGAGAUCCUCCGCGACAUUGACCUCAACGGGGACGGCCUGGUGGACUUCGAAGGGUGUCGAGGUCCAGAGAGCAGACUGAAAUGUUGGCUUUGUCCUGGCAGAGUUUGUGCGAAUGAUGUCUCGCUGAGCCUGCACAGAAGCUGGAAGCAGCAGACAGGACUUGGGACCAGAGCCACUGCCUGCCAGUGUGUUCUUGGAGCCCCUCACCUCCAGCUGGGACCCCUCCCCCUCUUCUCCCUGCCCUGGCCAGUGUGCACAGCCCUUGCCUGCAACACCCCCACCCCCCUCCUCCACCAAGCCCCUUUGCCCAGCUCUGUUUCUCUGACAAUAAAGCAUCUUCGAGCUGGGGACACAGCUUCCACUGCUCACUUGUUCAUCCUGCAGGUAUCUGGCCCUCAAAGUGAAGUCCUCUCGAUUGUGAACUUUGGGUGGGUAAGGGGCCCUCCCUAGAUCCUACAGCCAGCCCAGAGCAAGUACUGGGAAAUGUUCCCAGAUGAGUAAACCCAACCUGCUUCUCCCAGAGCUGGGUGCAUGGUGGCCCCUCACCCUGUGAAAUGCUCUUCUGGAUCCAAGGUUACAACCGAAGACCACGUGCCUAAGGGCUUCUCCCAAGCUCCUUCCCAUUUCCUCUUAGAGGGGCACAGCUCAGAGCUCCCUGCAAGAAAGAAUUUGCUGGUGGGCUGCAGGGGGUGAGGGAGCUGACAGGCCCCUUCAGGAUAUAUCUCAGCCUUUGGGCACACACCUCACUCUUCCCGGAAGCCUGCAGCCACUGACCGAGCACACAGGUGGGCUCUGUUCCAAGCUCCCCCCUCUAGGUUAGCCGAGGUGUGGUCAGGUCAGCCCCAAAUCAGCAACUCUCUGCCCAAUCCUUCUUCAUCACACUUCCUCUUUUUCACAUUCCGAACUUCAUCUUGGUGUUUGCCUCCCAGGGAAACCAAAUGAUACAGCUCCUCACUCCAGCCCUGCCAUGGCCUUCAUAACCCCAUUUUCCAUAUCGAGGGACCCGGGAGGCCAG
Bubalus bubalis (water buffalo) is the source of this 2944-nucleotide messenger RNA. It is a transcript of the gene CABP2, whose product is annotated as calcium binding protein 2. Bases 1501 to 2379 code for a protein of 292 amino acids. Gene Ontology annotation, molecular function: calcium ion binding. The transcript is spliced from 6 exons. The record is from RefSeq and is a predicted model, not a curated record. NCBI's taxonomy places the organism in Eukaryota, Metazoa, Chordata, Mammalia, Artiodactyla, Bovidae.